Messenger RNA from Hippoglossus stenolepis (Pacific halibut), 990 nucleotides. Its product is annotated as transmembrane protein 238-like. The transcript is spliced from 2 exons. NCBI's taxonomy places the organism in Eukaryota, Metazoa, Chordata, Actinopteri, Pleuronectiformes, Pleuronectidae. The coding region runs from base 133 to 690 and encodes 185 amino acids. The record is from RefSeq and is a predicted model, not a curated record.
GACGUGUCAGGGGGGGGCGGGGGCUGUGCACAGGUGAACGCUGCACAGGUGGGAAGCUGCGGGAAAUGUGCGUCCUGAAAAACAGGCUGCCGCGCUCGGUGCCGUUACUCGGGCUCUCGCCUGCUCUCCGCUAUGGCGCACGACUGCGUGGGGAACUGCGCGCUGUUGUUCAUCCUCGCGGUUGCGUUCGACGCGGUCGGUCUGGUCGUGCUGCUGGUCGGGAUUUUCGGCAACCUGAACUUGGACGGCCGCUUCUACGGGGAUUUCCUCAUCUACACGGGCUCGCUCAUUAUCUCCCUCAGCCUGAUUUGGUGGGUGCUGUGGUACACGGGGAACGUGCAGCUGUACGGGGAGGACCGCCCGGGCCCCCUGGACAUCAACUUUACGCACUGGGUCAGGAAGCUGUCCGAGCGGUUUUCCAAGGGCGGCCUGAAGCCCCUGGAAGCCGGGGAGGAGAAGAAGAACAUGGGGAGCGGGAAGGAGAUGAACGGCACCGUGCGUGCUGCCGCGCCGUCUCAGGUUACGUGGGAAGGGGGCAGCGGGGGAGCCGUGUCGUGUCACGACAACAGAGGGUUUGACGCAGGGACCGAGUGCGCGUCUCUGGCUGUGAAGAACGUGGAGCUGGGGAUGUUGAGGAGCUCGGACGUGAGGCUGCAGGGAGCUGGUGACAAACCGGAGAGGCUUCUCUGACAGGAGGUGACAUCCUGCUUUCCUGGUGUUGGAGGACGCUGUCCCUCCUCAUGCUGCUUUCCAAAGACUGAACAUGUUGAGUUAAUGAACUAACGUCACUUUAAAAAAAAAAAAAAGAAGAUAAUUUCUUAAUCAGGGAAAAAGCUCUGUACCCCCACUAAACGGAUGAGCUGUGCACACAGGAAGAAACUUCUUUACGUCUUUAACUUGUACAUUGCAAACUCAAAUUUUUUAUGAGCUUAUUUUUUUGGACAGAUGUAAAUAACCUUUCAUGGGAAUAAAGUUUACAUGUUAAUUGGA